Molecule: messenger RNA, 650 nt
Organism: Westerdykella ornata
Lineage: Eukaryota; Fungi; Ascomycota; Dothideomycetes; Pleosporales; Sporormiaceae
Exons: 1
Coding region: 128-571 (147 amino acids)
Source: RefSeq, a predicted model, not a curated record
AGAAUCGAACCUGCUGUCUUUUUGCCGGCUGAUUGUGGACGACCGCCCAUGCCCCUGAGUGGUUCCAGAUCCACUUGAUCAAUUUCACCAGCUGCCAAAGGGUCGUGCGCAAGCCUCACCCACUGCGAUGCAGGCGCCACCAUCUGCGGUGUCACUACCCUGGGGCUCUACUCUAAUGAUCCUGCGUGGAGAUUCUCCAAACCUUCUGUUGUCGUUGCUCUCCCAAGAGUUGGCAGUGUUCUCCACUGCUAUUUUUCGCUGUUGGAGCAGACGAGCAGAUCCAUUCUCGCUCUCAGUGGAUCCAGCACCCAUCAUUCGCCGGUUCCUAUCCCGGUGCCCCCUUACAGGCAUCUCGCAGAACCUUGGAAGCCCUGGAAAGCCUGGUGCGCCCGUCAGGCAUCGGCACCAUAUAGUAUCCCGUUUUCCAUCGCAGCAACAAGCAAGCUGUUUGUCUUAUACCAGCUCUACCUCUGAUACUUUGCUGCCAGAUUUGUCUCCAAGUUCCUCAACAGCCAAAGCUUGCCAAAGCCGAUCUGACAGCAGGCUCGUAUCGUGCGGGCGAUCCCUUUAGCCCGUUGAGAGCGCCUCAUCACAUGCAACUUGUCCCAGUUUUCUGAACUUGCAAGAAGAGGAGGAAAUCCGGCUGGGUG